CACGUUUGCUCCACGUAAAGUUUUAGAGGGGGUGCGAAGUGUGCAGAAGGAGAGAAACAGAACAGGUCGAGGAUGUUUACUGGGGAACUGGGUGGAGGAGAGGGCAACUACAUCACUGGACAAAACUGGACCAGAAUCUGACAUCCAUAAAAAAGGUCACCAGGGCAUCCUCACAGUGGACUGGUCCUCUAAAUUGGAAGACACAAGUACACAGAAAUCUGCUUUCACCAGCUCUAAGGGCACAUCUGCACAACAGAAAGGAUUUCGAUAUGAACUUAUGAAGGAGCACCUCAUCAAAAGCAUAAGUGAGCAGGUACAUGCUGAGCUCACGGCUAAGCCUGCAGCCGCAGAACUCCACUCCGUCACCAGACGCGAUUACACAGCGGGGGGAUUCCAGUGGGUCCGACCAACCCCAUCCACAGAUCGUGACUACAAAACCGAUCAGGCCAUCACAUUUUGGCGGGAAAACUUUGACAAGAUUCAGGGUGUGACAGCGGUGAGGAACAGAGAUGCUCCUUUUAAGAAGAACGCCAGCUUCACCUGUCCAAUCACUGAGUGCUUGGACCCCAAUCCUGAGAACGAUCUUGAUACAGAAGAAAAGUAAAUUUGUACUAGUAGUAUGUUAGUACAAACAAUAUUCUCUCCACUCAGUAAAUAGCUGGUUUGUACGCACUCAAACCCCUUUUCUUUUCAUAUACAAAUGUUUGGAACCUUCAUAUAAAAUGGGAUCAUUAUGUGCAACAGGCCUUCGUUCUCACAUAACGAAAAGUCCAAAACCCGAACUGUCAAAGACCGUACUGUUCUUCUUGAUGUCUUCCAGUUAUUCCUAAUACCAUUCCAACAACACUUAUCAUUUGGCAAAUAAACCCAAUAAGCUCCAUUCCAAAUUGAGUGAAGCUUUAAACUAGGACUGCGCAGGCUGUGCUCGAACAGUGACAACAUUUAUUUAGGUUUUGUAGCCAGACACAAAGCAUCUGCCUUCCCGGCGUACACAGGAACCAGCGUUCCACCCUACCUGACGACACACCAAGUGUUGCGCUGUCUUCCUUUUCAACGCCGUGGCUUCCUUCCAGCACCGAUGCACUAACCUUUCAUGCUUUCAGCAGUGUAGCUAUGGCAACAAGUCAUUUUUAGACCAUGUUCAUGCAGAUUCACCCCCUCGUUUUUUUAUUUAUUUAUUUUAUAUUUUUUUUUGGGAAGUAUAUUCAUUCUGGUAGAAGCUUUAAUUAAUGUUAAAAAUGAAUAGUCACCAGGUGGAAGUUUAUAUGAAUAUAUAUUUUGACCAGCGAGUCUUUGCUGGUCGAUUCUGUAUUUGGAUGUCUGUGCUAGUGCAGGUACAGUUACAGGUACAGUGGAGCUUACUAGGAAUUUCAAGCAAUAUUAAACACAGGAUGGGAAAACGCUACGGCUUCUAAAAACAAA
Messenger RNA from Silurus meridionalis, 1422 nucleotides. It is a transcript of the gene spag8, whose product is annotated as sperm associated antigen 8. NCBI's taxonomy places the organism in Eukaryota, Metazoa, Chordata, Actinopteri, Siluriformes, Siluridae. The record is from RefSeq and is a predicted model, not a curated record. The coding region runs from base 278 to 604 and encodes 108 amino acids. Gene Ontology annotation, molecular function: microtubule binding. Gene Ontology annotation, cellular component: cytoplasm; nucleus. Gene Ontology annotation, biological process: positive regulation of transcription by RNA polymerase II. The transcript has 7 exons.